This is a messenger RNA of Vombatus ursinus (common wombat), 1191 nucleotides long. RefSeq names its product thyrotropin releasing hormone receptor (gene TRHR). Bases 1 to 1191 code for a protein of 396 amino acids. The record is from RefSeq and is a predicted model, not a curated record. NCBI's taxonomy places the organism in Eukaryota, Metazoa, Chordata, Mammalia, Diprotodontia, Vombatidae. Gene Ontology annotation, molecular function: thyrotropin-releasing hormone receptor activity. The transcript has 2 exons. Gene Ontology annotation, biological process: phospholipase C-activating G protein-coupled receptor signaling pathway. Gene Ontology annotation, cellular component: membrane.
AUGGAAAAUAAGACAGGAGGUGAACUGAACCAGACACAACUUCAGGCCCGAGCAUUGGUAUCCCUAGAAUACCAAGUGGUCACUAUCCUCUUAGUUCUCAUCAUCUGUGGACUGGGCAUCAUAGGCAACAUCAUGGUGGUCCUAGUGGUGAUGAGAACCAAACAUAUGAGGACCCCCACUAACUGUUACCUAGUGAGCCUAGCAGUAGCUGACCUUAUGGUGCUGGUGGCUGCAGGUCUCCCCAACAUCACUGACAGUCUCUAUGGUUCCUGGGUCUAUGGCUACGUAGGAUGUCUCUGUAUUACCUAUCUCCAGUACUUGGGCAUUAAUGCUUCUUCUUGUUCCAUCACAGCAUUUACAAUUGAGAGGUACAUAGCCAUCUGCCACCCCAUCAAGGCCCAGUUCCUCUGUACCUUUUCAAGAGCUAAAAAGAUCAUCAUCUUUGUGUGGGCUUUCACCUCCAUUUAUUGUAUGCUUUGGUUUUUCUUGCUUGACCUCAAUAUGGUCACUUACAAAGAUGCCACUGUAGUGUCCUGUGGCUACAAAGUAUCUAGGAAUUACUACUCACCCAUUUAUCUGAUGGACUUUGGCAUAUUCUAUGUUGUACCAAUGAUUCUAGCUACUGUCCUCUAUGGACUCAUAGCUAGGAUACUGUUCUUGAAUCCCAUUCCUUCAGAUCCUAAAGAGAACUCUAAGGCUUGGAGGAAUGACCCAACUUACCAGAAGAAGAAUUUGAAUGCUAAGACAGCCAGCAGAUGUUUCAAUAGCACCAUUUCUUCCCGGAAGCAGGUUACCAAGAUGCUGGCAGUGGUUGUGAUUCUAUUUGCCCUUUUAUGGAUGCCCUACAGGACCCUGGUUGUGGUCAACUCAUUCUUAUCCAGCCCUUUCCAAGAAAAUUGGUUCUUGUUAUUCUGCAGAAUCUGCAUUUACCUCAAUAGCGCCAUCAACCCAGUGAUUUACAACCUCAUGUCCCAGAAAUUCCGGGCUGCCUUCAGGAAGCUGUGCAACUGCAAAAAGAAGACUUUAGAGAAGCCAGUCAACUACAGUGUGGCCCUGAACUACAGCGUCAUCAAAGAGUCCGACCACUUCAACACAGAGCUUGAAGAUUUCACAGUCACAGACACUUAUCUGGCCACUACCAAAGUGUCUUUUGAUGAUACGUGUUUGUCUUCUGAGGUAACAUUUAGCUGA